Molecule: messenger RNA, 3607 nt
Organism: Phragmites australis (common reed)
Lineage: Eukaryota; Viridiplantae; Streptophyta; Magnoliopsida; Poales; Poaceae
Product: protein ALWAYS EARLY 3-like
Exons: 16
Coding region: 372-3041 (889 amino acids)
Biological process (GO): regulation of cell cycle; regulation of transcription by RNA polymerase II; DNA-templated transcription
Cellular component (GO): transcription repressor complex; nucleoplasm
Molecular function (GO): DNA binding
Source: RefSeq, a predicted model, not a curated record
CCCGUCUCUCCUCCUCCUCGCCCCCCUCUACUUGUAUCCAGCGCCCGCCAAGCCCCGCGGCCGCAGCGCAGCACAAACGCAAACCGGCCACCGCCCCCGCUCGCCGCCCCAUCUCCUCUCCGAUCCAACCCCGCAGCAAAAACCCUAGAACCCGAGCCCCAAGCGACCCCCUUCCUCCUCGUCGAAGCCUUCACCUGCGUGGUCGUGCGGCGGCGGCGGGAGUUCCACCGGGCCGUGGAGGAGGCGCCGCGGCGCGCGCGAUUUCGCCCAGAUCCGAGCCAGGCGAGCUUUAUCGGGGGGCCUCGUGUUGCAAUUCCGCGGGUGGGUGAUCUCUGCAAUAUUUGUUGAGUCUGAAGUCAAGGACUGUUUUGAUGGGUCCAGCUAAAGGUUCUCGAAUGAUUAACAAGACUAUAAUAAAAGGAUAUGAGGAUCAACAGCAGCACGAGGAUCCACCUAGUUCAAGCAAGGCUAAACAAAAAAAGAGGAAAAUUUCGGACUUAGAUCCCAAAUGGAGCAAGGAUGAGCUUACACACUUUUAUGAAGCUUAUCGUCAACACGGGAAAGACUGGAAAAAGAUCAGCUUAGUGGUGGGCGGUAAAUCAUCAGACAUGGUGCAAUCUCUAUACAGUAUGCAUCGGACUUUCUUGUCUCUUCCUGAACAUCAAGCCACUGCCAUGGGAUUCAUUGCAUUGGUGACUGGCCAUCACAAUGUUUCAGAUGAAUCCGCAAAUCAUAGAGUAGGUGAUCAAAUGGUUAGAGCAUCUGGAAAGGCACGGAAACAUGGAGAAGUUACACAACAGAAAGCAAAUGAAGGGUCUCACCCACACAACUCCUGUCAUGAAGGGACAAUUUCUGGAUUUUCAUCUUCCUUCAAAAAAAGAUACUACGGAGAACUGGUCAGGAACAGCCGAAGUCGUGCUGUUGGGAAGCGUACUUCUCGCAUACCAGUUAUUGUUCCUACAGACAGGAACACUACUGAUGAUGCCACACAAGAAACUGAAAACGUCAUCAAUUCUACCAAGAGAAAAUAUGAAGAGAUCAAUAAUGAUUGCACUAACUUUCUGAAGAAUGAGUGCUCUCCAGACGGAAGUUCUGGAAUCACGGAAGCAAAUAAAGCUGAUCAAGGUCAGAUUUUCUUGGAUACCAAAGUAACUGGAGACACUGCGAUAUGUCAGUCUCAGCAACGUUUGAAAACGAUAAGAAUUCAGCUUCAGAAAACUAUGGAUGAAGGUCAAACCGGUAAAGUUGAGCAUGAAACAAUGAUGGCGGCUAAAAAAGGGAAUAAACUUGUUGAUUCACUCAACCAACAUCAGAUACUUAGCGACUUUAUUUCUGAAGAAGAUAUGUUGGUCUUAGAUGUAUUGCAGAGUAUGGUGAAUGCACCCUCUAAAAUGUCAGAACUAAAGAUUAACAUUCCUUCAGGUUCACUUGGAAAAACCAAUUCUGCAUUAUCUCGCAGAAGUAAGGAAGGCCAUUCUCCCAUGGAUCUAUCUAAACAAGGGAAGCCUGGUAAAUCCAGUGCUUCCAAGGCUAGGCAGAAAAGGCAUAAGAAAUUAUUAGAUGCAGAGGUGCCUGCUGAAGCACAAAACAUUUCUGUUAAUAAUUCAGUUCUGCCAGAAGCACAUAGGGUUGGCAUCACUGAGGUUUCCUCCUUGUGUUCUGACUCUGGAAGAGGGGAGCCAGAAUUAUCUGCAGAUAUUUCUGCUAAAGUGUACCCCAAUGCACCAGCAGAAAUCAAGCCUGAAAUUAGAAUAUCAAGAAGGACAAAAAGAAAAUCCAAAAUGCAUUGCAAAACAAAGUAUGUGUCAUGCAAUGAAGGUUCGGAUAAUUUACAGACAAAGGAAUUGCUGCACUGUUUGUCAUCUGAAUCGCUUCGUAGAUGGUGUACGUAUGAGUGGUUCUACAGCGCAGUUGAUUAUCCAUGGUUUUCAAAUAAUGAGUUUGUUCACUACUUAAAUCAUGCAAAUUUAAGUCAUGUGUCAAGGCUGGCUAGAUCUGAGUGGAGCACAAUUCGAAGUUCUCUUGGCAAACCCCGGCGAUUUUCUGAUCAUUUUCUGGCUGUGGAAAAAGAAAAACUUGAGGACUAUCGGGAGAAAGUUAGAAAAAUCUAUGCUCAACUAAGUGAUGGUUCGCGGGAUUCUCUACCAGCAGACCUAGCUAGGCCAUUUUCAAUUGGUCAGCAGGUCAUCGUUUGCCACCCAAGUUCUAGAGAACUUUGUGAUGGCAAAGUGGUGAUGAUGGGGCGGGAUUUUUACAAGGUCCAUUUUGGCAACCCUGACCUUGGUGUUGAUCUUGUAAAGGACACUGAUUGUAUGCCCGUUAAUUGGUUGUAUAAUCGUCCUGACAACAUAAGGAGCUAUCUUUCAAGUAAUGCGCACAGCAUACUGGACGUGGAGCGUAUUCCUGGGCUUGCAUCCAGUGAUAAUUGGGACCAAACUGUAAAUGGAGUUACUGUACCUACGCCCAAAAGGCUGUGGUUAACAUCAGAUAAACAGCUUAAGGUUCUCUCCAGAGUUGAGUCUGCAGUAAACGGUGAAAGGCCAGCAUACAAGAGUACAUCUGAUGGUACUGUAAAAUCUAGAGGUCGCGCAGACAACAUUGUUGGUCACAAUGAUGAGCUAGAGUCAUAUAUAUCUGCAUUUGUCCAAAGAUCGCUAUCACAAGCCAGGCAGAUGGUUAACGAAGCCAUGCAGGCGAACUCUGAAGGUAGUGAUGAUAAAGAGGUAGGCACGUCGAAUCAAGCAACAGAUUAUAUAGGCCCAGAAUCUGAAGCUGAUGUUGGUGAUGCCCAACUUCCAUCUAACCUGAUAUCAAACUGCAUCGCGACAGUUCUUUCAAUCAAGCGCCUUAGCGACUCGCGGCAUCCUCCUGCUAACAUAGCAGGUGUCCUGGAGCGUGCUUCCUCAAUGCUGCAUCCAAGCUGUCCGGAGAACCUCGCAAUCUACAAAGACAUAGAGAGUUAUCUCUCUGUCAUAGCGAACCAGAUACUUGCGCUUGUGCCAACAACAUUGGGCAAUGGUCCUGCCUUGUCGUACCUGUGACGGCCCCGGCCAGAUAGAUUUUCCACUAAUUUCUUCCAGGCCCAGCAGUCGAACACGCUACUUCCUCUGUUGUUAGUUCAAAACGCACGGGUUUUGCUGCCGUCUGACUGUGACUUGAUGUUAUGGAGAAGUCAUGUUGAAUGGCAGCAAAGCAUAGCAUAUGCGGCGUUGGAUCAUUGACUAUGUAGCUCCCUUGUAACCUGUGUAUAGACUUGCAUGAAUAGGUUAUAGAUCUUUCAGCUUUUGUAGUCUGGUUUUUGUCAAAUACAGAUUCAGGAUAGCGGAGUAGUCUGGUAUUUGUCAAAUACAGAUUCAGGAUAGCGGAGAUCAUCUGACAUUGUAGUGAAUAAUGUGAUGUCUAAUUUGAUAGAAUAAUAUCUUGUUUUUUGUAGACCAUGAUAGGAAAUUUAUGUAUUAAAGUUAGGGAGGCAGGACCCCUUCACUAUGAUACGUCGUGCGACUUUGUUUGCAUUUUAUUUUUGGAGGAAGUUAUUGUACACUACAAUCUAAAGAACUUUAUAGACAGAGAGAUAACUCCGGAAAUAAGAUUCGGUAUCUUUCAUUGA